AUGAAGAGCGCCAGCACAACCGAGAAGGAAGACGUGCCGUUUUGCUGGCUGCGUGGAGAAGGAUCCAUCACCCAAUUUCUUAGCUGGCGCGGUGGAGGUUUGGAAAAACCUUGGAGUCUGCCAUCGUCGAGGGGCGAGGGGGUUGAGCCUGUUGUCGACAGAGCCUCGAACCCGCCCGGAUCGCGGCCUGCCGAGAGGCUUGCGCUUGCGGAUAGCCCGAUACACAGUACGCAGUACGCCAGCAGUACAGCCAGCCAUUCGUACAGCACAGACUCCACCUUCUUUUGUUCGCCCGUUUGUGGUCAGACCUUCUCACCUCGUAAAUUAUUCUGCCUGCUAGUUCAUGACCUGGGGCGAGCCGGCGUGCGUCAGAAACGAAUGAGCAGUCAGAAAUGGAACGUUGUGUCGAAAAGCUUGCCCGUGGAACUGUUUCGGCUCCAGCUGCAAGGGCGUUGCUUCCGCGAUUUGUUCCUGGAAACAGCCCCUGAAACAAGCUAA
Molecule: messenger RNA, 498 nt
Organism: Histoplasma capsulatum G186AR
Lineage: Eukaryota; Fungi; Ascomycota; Eurotiomycetes; Onygenales; Ajellomycetaceae
Exons: 2
Coding region: 1-498 (165 amino acids)
Source: RefSeq, a predicted model, not a curated record